Molecule: messenger RNA, 819 nt
Organism: Pomacea canaliculata
Lineage: Eukaryota; Metazoa; Mollusca; Gastropoda; Architaenioglossa; Ampullariidae
Exons: 4
Coding region: 326-679 (117 amino acids)
Source: RefSeq, a predicted model, not a curated record
AAGUCAACAGUAGGUGGCUCCAUGGUUUAUUAAUUUAAAGACAGGUCAGACCUUAGGAACCAUUAUCGCGGUUAUUGUUUGGGAAGACCUGUUGUCUCCACAACAAACAUUCAGGUGGUGGUGAGCCCUCGGUGAGAGGUGAGCCCACCUAUAAAGGACCUCUUGUCCUCCCUGAGGUUCUACUUUGUGAAGCUGUCACCUGUCUGUCCUCUCACACCACACCAGACCCCGAGCCAGACAGACUGCAUCUUCGCUCCUGUCUCCUGUUGCCAUGAUGAUAUCUAGGGAAACAUUCAGGUGACCAGCAGAGACAGUCAUAUACAUCAUGAAGAGCAAGGUCUACUGUCUCGUCUGCCUUGUCCUCAGCUGGCCGGCCUGUACAUGUGUCUGUGAAUUUCCUGAGAACCUUCGAGGGCGAUUUAUCAGUAACGACAAUAACGGCACCCUCGUCUUCAACGGCACGCACGUGCUUGGAUUCACAAUCCGGUCCAGCAACAUCAACGUCAGCACCACAAUCCUGGAAUGUUUAGAGAAUGAAGGAAACCGGUACAUCCUUAGAAGUCAGAACCUGACAUCAGACACUUCCAGCGGCGUGGCUGUUUCCAUUGCUUUUCACCUGCUGGUACCUGACACAGGUAGACACAUCGGUGUGGACCUACUACCAAGGUCCGAGAGGUGAGAUGUCAGGUGUACUUUAGUGUUAGACUGCAUUUACUUGUGUGUAUGUGUGUCCGCCCGUGUGUGUGUGUGUGUGUGUGUCCGUGUAUGUGCGCAUGCGCGAAUAUAUGUAUUAGUCCACCCGUGUGUGUGUCUUUGAGG